Molecule: messenger RNA, 4158 nt
Organism: Syzygium oleosum
Lineage: Eukaryota; Viridiplantae; Streptophyta; Magnoliopsida; Myrtales; Myrtaceae
Exons: 3
Coding region: 728-3703 (991 amino acids)
Source: RefSeq, a predicted model, not a curated record
AUAAUAGCAUUAGUCCCGACACCACGCGACCCUUUUGUGAGCCGCCGAGGUCGCGGGAUCCCAAGCAAUGUGAUGCCAAUGUCGCACAACCAGGCAACAUGACGCGGGCGAUAUCUAGCUCACCGGUGGGCCUCGUGCUGAUGUAGGUGUCGAGAUCCAAAUGACGUAACGCAAGCGAGAUCUAGCUCGCAUGUGGCCCUAGCGUCAAUGCCAGCCUCGAGAACCCAAGCAACCCGGCGCUGAGGUCGCCCAACCCCGAGGCGAUGGUACGCCGGGGGUCAUCGAUCCACUGUCGACGCAGCUAAGCUCGCCCGAGCCCUCAGACCGGCAUCUUGUGUCCGCCGUCUUGGUGGCCCAGUUUCCUCGUCGGGGGUCACCCGGGCCUAGGCAAGGCUCCACCGUCGCGCAAGCGGACUCGUGGGCCUAGAGACGCCGAUCAGAUCCUGGCGAAAACCUCCUUUGGCCGAAGUCUCGCUACUCGGUUGACUCGGCUCGCUCAAAUCAACCGACUCAGCCCCUCUCGCGUAUUCCCUCCAUUUCUCUUUCUUCGCCACCAAAGAGAAAAAACCGCUCUCUGUUCAUCAGAAAACUGCAUUGCCUCAGUGACCGGCUUAGCUCUCGCCCCCAUCGCCAGGUUCGUCCUCCAUCCUCCGUCAUCUGUUAGUCUGUAGGUGGGUUUUCUUCCUUUCGGGUGUGUGUGUUGUUUUCCGGUGCCGGCGCCGCUUCGAUGGAGAAAAUCUCCGGCGAGCUGAAGCAGGCGGAGCUGAAGAAGGAGGACCUUUCCAAGGCGUACGAGCAACUGCAGUCGCAGCUGUCCUCGUUCAUCUCGUUCACGCUCCCCUGGAAGGACCUGGAGGAGCACUUGGACGGCAUCCGGAGGUCGCUCGAGCGCCGCUCCGAGGAGCUCCAGGAAGGCGAGAGGUCGCUUGCAGGGCGAGCCCACGACGUCGUGUCGCGGGAGGAGGGGCUGCGGUCGGUGUGGCGGAGGGUCCAGGAGUGCGAGGAGGAGGUCCGGAGGAAGAAGGUGGACCUGAGGUCGGUGGAGGAGCGGCUCGAGAGAUGCAGGGAUGAACAGAGGAAGGAGAAGAGUCAACUGGUUGUGACGAGGGACGCCCUUAGCGAGUGUAUCUCGCUGAUCAGGGACAAGAAGAAGGAGCUGAGCUCUCUGAGGCAGUCGACUGAAGAAUGUCGCAGGGAAUAUGAUUCGAAGGAGGAGGAGGUGGAGGUGCUGCGACAGGAAUUGGAUUCAAAGGAGAAGAAAGUCGGGGUGGUGCAGAGUUUGCUAAAGGAAAGUGCCUGGGAACUCGAUGGGAAACUUAAGGAGUUGGGUUCGGUGAAGCGUUCGCUUGAUGAGUGCUCUAGGACAGUUAAAUCGACAAGGGAGGAAUUGACUAUGGUGCAGAGUUUCCUUGACCACAGUGUCAAGGCGCGCGACGAGAGUGAGAAGAGGCUUAGCGCUUUGGAGCGCACGAUCGAAGAGCGCGAUAAGGAGGUCACGGUAAAAGCCGGAGAGUUGCAAUCUCUCGAAGACAAGAUAAAUGACUGUCGAGUUGAACACAAAGUGAAGGAGGAGAAACUCACGGGAAUCCGUAAAUCCAUCGAAGAGCAUUCCCAGGAGCUUGAUUUUAAAGAAAUUCAACUCUAUUCCAUCAAUUCAUUGAUUGAGGGGCACAAAGAGGAGCUCAAAUUCAAAAAGGAGGAGUUUGAAGAAAUCAAUAGGUUGAUCAAUGAGCGAUUGGCGGCACUUGCUUCGAAAGAUAGCGAAUUGGGGUCCAUUGAAACAUCUAUUGGAAAGCUUUCCAAAGAGCUUAAAUUCAAGGAAGGUGAACUGGAAAAUAUGAUGAAGCGGGUCAAGCAGUGUAAUGGGGAAACCGAGUCAAAGAAGAAAGAUCUUACUUCAGUCCUCGCAAAAUUACAAGAGGUUGCCAAAUCUCUUGAGUUGAAAACUAGGGAAUCCAAUGCUAUCCAAGCAUCUAUCAAAGAGAGCAUUCUUGAACUUGCAUUAAAAAAGAAGCAGUUGGGGUCCAUCCAUAUUGACAUUACGAAAUGUGCAGAGCAACUCCGACUGAAGGACAAAGAGUAUGCUUUCCUUCAAAGCUCAACUCUCGAAUGCACCAGGGUCCUUAAGUCCAAAAAGAAGCAAUGUGAUUUGAUGCAGGAUUCCAUCACAGAAUAUUCUCACGAGCUCGAAUCUAGGAAAAGGCAGUUGGAUGUCAUUCAGAGGAGAAGAAGAGAAUGCUUCACAGAUGUUGAACUUAAAGAAAAGCAACUUCAUAUGCUUCACAUGUCAAUUGAAGAACGCUCUCGAAUACUUGAAAUGAAACAGAAAGAAUGUAAUGUGCAAUGCAUGGAGCUAGAAUUGGGACAGCAUCGGCUUGAUUUGAUUGAAAAGUCACUCGAGAAGCGCUCUAGGGAAAUGGAGUUGAGAGAGAGGGCUAGUGUCAAUUCUGGGGUAGCGGCUCAAAAUUGGAAAGACCCAUUAAUAAAUGAACCUGUCCUAGCUUCAUGUCAAAAUUUUCAACCCACAAUUGCUUUUGAUGGAAAGAAUAUGUGGAUGUUCCUAUAUCGACAUUUUCAAGAGCACGAUAGAUUGUGCCACAAGGUGCUGGAAAUUAUUCAAACAUCUGAUGAUGCUGCAAAGUUGGUGUUAAACGCCAUGGAAGGAUUUUACCCCACGAAUUCAGGGAAUGGAGAUGGGUUACUAGAUAUUGGGGUGAUUAGGAGGAGUUGUAUUUUCCUCUUGGAUAAUUUAAUACUAUCUUCAGCAGAGAUUAAGCCUCAGGAGAGGGAAGCUGCAAUGGAACUAGCUGUUGAAUGGAAAGGGAAGCUGAAAUUUUCACCACCAACGGAGCAUCCUUUGGAGGUCAAGGGCUUUUUGAAACUUUUAGUGGCAUAUAAGUUAGCUUCUGCUUUCGAUACAAAUGAAAUUCAAGUUUUUUGCAAUUCUGUGUCACAGUUUCAAAUUGCACAAGAAUUGCACCAGAUCCUUGGUUCUUCAGUAGUGCUGCCUGGUUCUUUGGGAUCUAUUCAACAGCGGCAAAUAAAGACCGAGGAAGCAGAAAAUUUUGCUGUGCACAAUGCAGAUGACUCUUCUGUUGAAUAUCCACCACCGCCAACUAUCUUAGCUAGAAAUGAUUUGCAGCUUUUCCAAACUGAGCUUCUGAAUGAGAAUUCUAUGAUAUGUAAAGAAAUCUCACACACGCUGCAAAACUCAUCUGACCCUGCAAAACUUGUUCUGGAUGUUAUUGCGUGGGCUCAUACUCAAUACUCGAACAGUAAGGAUAUGAAUUCGCAGACAGACGUUAUGAGGAGUCAUAUUGUUCUGUUACAGCAGCUCGAGAGAAUUUCACCUUCAAUAACACAUAAGGUUAAAGAAGGAGCAAUGCAGCUGGCGAGAGAAUGGAAAGCGAAACUGUCUGAUAAACCCGAGAGCGGUUUGGAGGUUUUGGCAUUUCAGAAUUUCUUGGCUGCAUACAAUUUGCUUUCUUUAUUCAAUGAUGCUCCUCUGUUGGGCCAGACCCUUGGUCGUCUUGUCAAUGAGAUUACAGCGCCAGCUAGCAUACCUGCCUCUCUCUCCAGAGUCCAUCAGCAACCGACCGGAGAGAAGAAACGUUCGGCCAGUGACCCAGCAAUCAAUGUGCAAUCCCAACCCUGUGCACGUAAGUGUAAAUACAAGAUGGACAAUCAGGGAGGUCCCCCGUAAUCCUCUUUUGGACUAACGUAUUCUUUGCUGAAAGUAGGCCGGAGCUAUUUGCUUGGCCGACUCAUGCACCUGGCAUUGCCAGACAAAUCUCUUAUAUUGUCCAGGGGAAAUUUGGUGUUGAUGACUCCCAGGAUGUUUAGAAGAUAGGUCUUGCUUUCCCAGGGGAAUGUAUAGAUAGGUUUCGUAACAUGUGUUAUCCCAUGCUUGGCAAGCAAGUUGAUGCUUUUUGUAUGCAGAUUUUCCUAGGAAGCUGUCAAUGAACAUUGAUAGAAUUGUGCCGAAUGCUUUGAACAGUAGAUGUAACUGAAGUACAUCUAAUAUAUAUAUUGUUCAAACAUGUCUUGAGUUUGAGUCCGUGAAAGAAAUCCGGUUCAAGUAGAAAUCCGAAACCUGAAUAAGACUUGUGGUUUGACGUCCAGACAAGCAGAAAUUGUCGAAAUAUUUUUCAAGCUGGA